AUGGACACUACACCGCAGCUCGCCCUCUGGCUCAUCAAGUCGCUCAACGAGGACACCAUAUUCGUCAAGCUUGCAAGCAAGGCAGAAGGCAGCGAGGAUGAGGACGACUUCGAAGGCAUCCUUUCCCCGCUGCCGACCACGGUUGAUCUGCAGAUGCCAAAUACCCCGGUGAAGAAAAGGAAGACCUUUACACCUAUCCACUCGCCGGUGGCGUCUGACGCUGACUUUUCAUCCCUCUCCGACUCGGACUUCUCCUCCCUCUCGGAAGCAGAGACGGGGAAGUACGACCACGUCCUGAUCCACGGGGUCGUCGAUCCAGCGUCCCUGCCCGCCUUUACCGAAUUCCUCAUCGAGAUGAGCAACUACAUCGUCGCCCCGAAGAACGAGCACAGCGAUGCGGUGCAGAGGGUGGCGUUCUACGGCUUCGGUGACAUCCACUUCCGCGUCUCGGUCUUCCGCCUGCUGCAGGCGUGCUUCAUGGCAGAGUGGUACUGGUCCUCCGAAGUGGUGCCGCACCGUUGGGAGAUGCUCGUCCACAUCCCCACAAGGCACAACAUCACGGCCGCCCAGCUCGAGCGCUUCUGCUCCUUCUGCCGCAACGGGGUCAGCUGCGACGUCAUCGAGCGCGGCAUCAACAACGGGCUCGUCGUCUUCCUCGACCGCAUCGACAAGGGCAAGAACCACGCGGGCUGGAUGCGGCACCGCCUGCGCAUCGCCUGCGACCGGCACAGGGAGCGGAUGCGCAUGCAAGAAGAGCGGGACAGGAUACGGAGCGAGACGGGCAUGGAGUUCACCACCAGCAACAUGCUUUACUUCUACCACGAGUGGCAGAACACCCGCAUCGACCUGCAGGCGUCCAGGGAGAUGCACCAGAACUCAGAAGAGAGAAUUAACCUCCUCCUCCGCAGGAUCCAGGAAGAGACCAACCUCAUCACCAACCUCUGCGACAUGGUCGUGAGCAUCACCGAGCACAUGCACGAGGACGUGCGCAACCAAACUCUGAACGACCUCAACAUUCGCAUUUCCAGGAUCAACACAAUCAACCGCCAGAUCGCUAACACCUCCUCCAACCUCCGCACCGUCUCCUCGUCCAUUCCCCACGGCAGCACCAUGGCUUCCGCCCUUGACCGCCUCCUCAUUGUUGUCGGAUCGGACGAGGACGACGGGAUGGUCUUUCAGUAA
This is a messenger RNA of Guillardia theta CCMP2712, 1182 nucleotides long. RefSeq lists its product as hypothetical. The record is from RefSeq and is a predicted model, not a curated record. The transcript has 2 exons. Bases 1 to 1182 code for a protein of 393 amino acids. Lineage: Eukaryota; Cryptophyceae; Pyrenomonadales; Geminigeraceae.